This is a messenger RNA of Radiomyces spectabilis, 567 nucleotides long. RefSeq lists its product as uncharacterized. Lineage: Eukaryota; Fungi; Mucoromycota; Mucoromycetes; Mucorales; Radiomycetaceae. The coding region runs from base 1 to 567 and encodes 188 amino acids. The record is from RefSeq and is a predicted model, not a curated record. The transcript has 5 exons.
AUGCAUUUGAUUGCAAGAACAAAGGGUAAUCGAGACAAGGAAUUCAUAGCAUUUACUGCCGCCGAUGUUGCAAAGCACCCUGAUGCCUCUGUUGCAUCGCUUGUUUCUCGUGCCUUGAAACGUUCGACAAUAAACAGCAGCUCUCAAAUCAUGUAUGGAAAUCAACCUGCGCAACCAGUACUUCCCCCUGAAACGCAUCGGUGGGUUGUUAAGGAUCAAGACAUCUCGCUUAAAUUUGAUCAAUUCCGCAAGAGAUGCGUGGAAUUCCACUUCCGGAAUCCUCGUUCUCCAAAAGCGCUUCGAUUAUCGAGUCUUGCCGACCGAUUUGUUUGCGCCAGAGCUUUUGCGAUGGAUGCGUUCAACUCUGCGCAUCUUAUUCGAAUCAAGAAUAUCCUCGCGAACUACAUCGACAAUGUCAUCAACGAGGAUAAAGCGAUCAUUCAAUUACUUGAUCUCUGUGCAACGUUGAACGAGUAUGAGCAGUGCGUUGUGCGCGCCAUCACUGGAUUCUCCAAUAUUGUGGCCGAUGAAAAUGCCACUCGCUUAUUUUCCAGUGUUCGUGUCUGA